GGCUGGGAAGGGCCCCGCGCGCGGUGUGGAGGCGACUCCCAGGGACCCCUGUUCGGAGAGGGGCACAGCCAUGGCGGCAAGCCCGGGCAGCGGGGCCUCCUUGGAGGGUAUAUCCCUGGGCUCCUCCGAGGAAGCUGAGCUCCAGAGGGAAGCCAUGCAGCAGGUCCUGGACAACUUGGGAUCCCUUCCCAAUGCCACAGGAGCCGCCGAACUGGAUCUGAUCUUCCUUCGCGGCAUUAUGGAAAGUCCCAUAGUAAGGUCGCUGGCCAAGGCCCACGAGCGGCUGGAGGAGACGAAGCUGGAGGCGGUACGGGACAAUAACCUGGAGCUGGUGCAGGAGAUCCUGCGGGACCUGGCGCAGCUGGCCGAGCAGAGCAGCACCGCCGCCGAGCUGGCGCGCAUCCUGCAGGAGCCCCACUUUCAGUCCCUCUUGGAGACACACGACUCUGUGGCCUCCAAGACGUAUGAGACGCCGCCCCCCAGCCCGGGGCUGGACCCCACAUUCAGCAACCAGCCUGUGCCUCCCGACGCCGUGCGCAUGGUGGGCAUCCGGAAGACGGCCGGAGAGCACCUGGGCGUGACGUUCCGCGUGGAGGGCGGCGAGCUGGUGAUCGCGCGCAUCCUGCACGGGGGCAUGGUGGCCCAGCAGGGCCUGCUGCACGUGGGCGACAUCAUCAAGGAGGUGAAUGGGCAGCCGGUGGGCAGCGACCCCCGCGCGCUGCAGGAGCUCCUGCGCAGUGCCAGCGGCAGCGUCAUCCUCAAGAUCCUGCCCAGUUACCAGGAACCCCAUCUGCCACGCCAGGUGUUUGUGAAAUGCCAUUUUGACUAUGACCCGGCCCGAGACAGCCUCAUCCCCUGCAAGGAGGCCGGCCUGCGCUUUAGCGCGGGAGAUCUGCUCCAGAUCGUGAACCAGGACGACGCCAACUGGUGGCAGGCUUGCCACGUGGAAGGGGGCAGCGCUGGACUCAUCCCCAGCCAGCUGCUGGAGGAGAAGCGGAAAGCUUUUGUCAAGCGUGACCUGGAGCUGACGCCUGCCUCAGGGACGCUGUGCGGGAGCCUUUCUGGAAAGAAGAAGAAGCGAAUGAUGUAUUUGACCACCAAGAAUGCAGAGUUUGACCGGCACGAGCUGCUCAUUUAUGAGGAGGUGGCGCGCAUGCCCCCCUUCCGCCGGAAAACCCUGGUGCUGAUUGGGGCGCAGGGCGUGGGCCGCCGCAGCCUGAAGAACAAGCUCAUCUUAUGGGACCCCGAUCGCUACGGCACCACAGUGCCCUACACGUCUCGGCGGCCCAAGGACUCAGAACGGGAAGGCCAGGGUUACAGCUUCGUGUCCCGCGCCGAGAUGGAGGCCGACAUCCGUGCGGGGCGCUACCUGGAGCACGGGGAAUAUGAGGGUAACCUGUACGGCACCCGGAUCGACUCCAUCCGCAAUGUGGUCGCGGCCGGCAAGGUGUGCGUGCUGGAUGUCAACCCUCAGGCAGUGAAGGUGCUGAGAACAGCCGAGUUUGUCCCCUACGUGGUGUUCAUCGAGGCGCCCGACUACGACACCCUGCGCGCCAUGAACCGGGCUGCGCUGGAAAGCGGGGUGUCCACCAAACAGCUCACGGAGGCUGACCUGCGGCGGACAGUGGAGGAGAGCAGCCGCAUCCAGAGGGGCUACGAGCACUACUUCGACCUCAGCCUGGUCAACAGCAAUCUGGAGCGGACCUUCCGGGAGCUGCAGGCCGCCGUGGAGAAGCUGCGGACAGAGCCGCAGUGGGUGCCCGUCAGCUGGGUGUACUGAGCGUGCCCACCCCACCUUUCCCCGCCGUGGCCCCCAGCGCGCUCCCCCGCUCCCUGCCCUCCCCGGCCUUCUGGC
This is a messenger RNA of Sorex fumeus (smoky shrew), 1855 nucleotides long. RefSeq names its product MAGUK p55 scaffold protein 2 (gene MPP2). NCBI's taxonomy places the organism in Eukaryota, Metazoa, Chordata, Mammalia, Eulipotyphla, Soricidae. Gene Ontology annotation, cellular component: cell-cell junction; plasma membrane. Gene Ontology annotation, molecular function: protein binding. The record is from RefSeq and is a predicted model, not a curated record.